ACAGAAAAACGGACACUGUAAAUACUGUGAGAAAACCAACAUGUGGACUGCACGUGCUAGCUUCAAUUUUUGCACCCUGGCUACGGAAGGGGGGGGGGGGGAGGGGUGCGCUGUUUCACGGCACGUCGCGGUUGGGCUGGGGCUAUUGGGAGCGGGGUGGGGUCAUAGAGUGGAGCGGAGGGGGGAGUCACAGAGUGGGGGGGGGGGGGAGGACAAGAUAUGGGAGGCCGUGGUAGGCUUGUACACAAGCGAUGUUAGGAGGGUCACCGACAGUGGGGGGGGGGGGGUGGGUGGAAAGGGUCGAACAAUUGGAAGUGUGAAAGGGCCAGAGGAGGCAGGAAGGCAGGCAAACAGACAGACAAGAUAG
Molecule: messenger RNA, 367 nt
Organism: Candidula unifasciata
Lineage: Eukaryota; Metazoa; Mollusca; Gastropoda; Stylommatophora; Geomitridae
Source: the annotation of a GenBank genome assembly